Molecule: messenger RNA, 1650 nt
Organism: Symbiodinium pilosum
Lineage: Eukaryota; Dinophyceae; Suessiales; Symbiodiniaceae
Source: the annotation of a GenBank genome assembly
AUGGCCGACAUUAAUUGGGAUGGUGACUACUUCGACCUGCCAAAGGAGAAGUUUCAGCAAAUGACAGUGGGCCAGCGUCUGGACCACUUUGCAAAGAGGAUAGUAAAGCAUGGGAUGGAAAGACCUGCUCUUAUCUACAGGUUCCACAUCAAAAUGCUCCUGCUCAACUAUGGAGGCUAUUGCAUUUUGGUAGGCCUGAUGCCAAGGCCCUCUGCUAUGCCUACUUAUGACUAUUCCGUGCUCCUCUUCGCCAAGCUGCUUGUCUGGCAGCACUUGGCUGAAGCAUUUGGGUGCCGUCAAGGACCCCUCAGUGGAAUGACAUUUCCCACCAACUGGUUGUACCGCUUGUCGAGGGGGACUUUGAAGUACUCAUGUUUGCCUCAGCUGGGCGGAAACAAACGAAAUGUUGUUGACUUUGCAGUUCACUGCCUUUUCUUCAUCUCUGGAUUGGCUUUUCUCUUCUGCCCAUGGUACAGCUUUGUUUGCAUAAGAGCUCUAUUCUUCUGCGAUGUGUAUUUGUUUAUGUUUGACAGGACGCAGUUCUAUGCCAGCACUGCUCACGCCUAUGGGAGCAUGCUGCUGUCUGCGUGCUUUCCACUGGAUUGUGGUUCAUUCGCCGGAAUGCAGCUGGGACUCAUCAUGCAAUGGUUCUUCUCAGGGAUUGGGAAGAUUGGACCUUGGUUUCAGUAUGUCAACGGACCCUUCAUGCUGCAGUCAAGAUGGCUGCGCGGAAGCAAAUGGCUCCUGAAGUUGUUGGUCGAGUCGGAGGAUAAGAUGACUCCCACCCUGUUCGGCACGUGCCUUGCCCACCUUGCAGCCUUCGUCGAAUACUUUGCACCAAUUGCUUUGAUGGUUCCUUCCAAUGCAGCCAUUUGGCUGGGCUUGAUCGGCCUCACAGCUAUGCAUGUUUACAUAUUGCUGACGCCGGCACCUUUUGAUGUAUACUCCUGGAAUUUAUGCUUCUGUCUGAGCGGCAUCUACCUUUUUUACAUAGGCAGCUUUGGCUUCGACUUUUCGAGCUGGACAGACAUGGCGUUUUGUCUGCGGCUGUGGCUGUUCGCUGAGUUCUGUUUAUGCUGGUAUGGGCAGUUCUUCCCAGACCAGAUUGGAUAUUACCUUAGCCACAGGUAUUGGGCUGGAAACUGGGUCCAAACGCAUUUCAUGGUGCGGAAAAAUCAGACGGUGAAAGACAAGCUGGACAAAGUGGAUCCGCGCUUGCCCAACCCGCUGAGCCUGGAGCCAACCCCGUAUUACUUGAUGUGCCUGGGCUACAUGCCUUUUGCAUACACGUGGCUGGCAACAAUGAACAUGAAGUGUAUCGUAAGACUUGUCGAGGACGUGCUCAACAUGGGUUCCAGGACGACCGUUGACGAUUGGGCUUUCUGUGGACUUCAAAGCUGGCUGUGCGGAGAAUUCAGAGACCAAAUCUACACGCACACGAUGAUGCCUCUCAUCCAGGAAGAGUGCAAGUUUGAUGAGGGGGAGUGCUAUUUGAUCCGGCUUGGAGCCUUUCGGAUGUUCCAGCAUGAGGCAAGCUGGCAAAUCUACGACGCAAAGAAGGGCGUGGUCAGGGAAGGCAAGCUCACCACGGAAAUGAUGUCAAGCAUUGACAGUCGUCCAUCUGCGUCUAUGGAGCUACUGAUGGCGUGA